Messenger RNA from Mercenaria mercenaria, 1244 nucleotides. RefSeq lists its product as uncharacterized. The record is from RefSeq and is a predicted model, not a curated record. The coding region runs from base 195 to 1244 and encodes 349 amino acids. NCBI's taxonomy places the organism in Eukaryota, Metazoa, Mollusca, Bivalvia, Venerida, Veneridae. The transcript has 2 exons.
AUGCACUGUGAAGAUUCCAUUGUUACAUAAUUUAUUUUCUCAAAAAAAAAUCAAAACACUUCAAAUAGAUUUAAUGAACAACCCCUCACAAUCAAAGUAAACACAAAUACACAAUUUUUUUCUAUGAAAGGAAUACAAAUAGAUUUGGACAGGCACCUGCAGACUUUGGAAAUAUUGAAUAAAUAGAUCUCAAUAUGGAAGAAGAUGAAUUCAACUUCCACAGAACUGUAAAAUGUGAAAAAAAUGUUGCUCAACUGGCCCUUCAGAAUUUGUUUGAAACCCUUUGGGACAGAAUAUACCCUGAAACUCCAUGGGCACAAAAUGCAGAAAGUAUCAAAUUGUUUGAACAAAAAGAAGAUGAGCACUUUCACAAAAGCUUAGAAGAGUUACCGAACAGCGAAAAGAGAAAAAAAAAUAACAAAAGAAAUCAACUUCAAAACACUUUCAGAGACAACAAUUGGAAAAAUUAUGAUUGGGAUAUCAGCAAGUUCAUAUAUGCUUUAGUAGACUCAAAACUCUUUGAUUUAGAUGAAACUGAUGAGACAGGUAUGCCAGUUAGCGAGCAUGUUGUCAAGAUAAAAGACAUUCGUAAUGAAAUUGCUCAUUUUAGAACAACUUACUGUAACACCGAAUAUUUUGAAAAGACAUUCAAGUCAAUAGAAGCCCAUAUCAAAGCAUUAGAACUAGUAAAACUAAAUGUAUCCCCAUACAUUGAAGAAUUACAUAGAAUAAAAUCACAAGAAAAACCUGUCUCUGCUCGAGAAUUUUGGGAGAUACGAACACAGUUCGAACAUUUAAAAAUGUCACAACAGGUCUAUGAAGAAAGAGAAAAGAGAUACGCAUUGCUGGAAAAAAUGAAUGCAGAGAGUAAAAAACACACUGAAGAAAUGCAGAGACUUCAGUAUACAUCUGAAUUACAGAAGCAUACACAUUCAACAUGUUCAAAGGAACUUCAAAAACUUCAAUCAGAAAAUGACUCGCUGAAACAGACCUAUUCUGAAGAACUUAAACACCUCCGUUCAGAAAAUGAAUUGCUGAAACAGACCCAUUCUGAAGAACUUAAACGCCUCCGAUCAGAAAAUGCAUUACAGAAACUUAUGGCACUAAAACUAAUUGAUGUAUUACAGGAACAAUUACAGGAACCAAGACUUUCUGAAAAACAUAACAUCUCAAGAUUUAGACAUGGAAUUGUAAUAAAAUCUCAACCUGAAACUCAGUUUCAGAAACAAAGACAUUCAGCUUGA